Molecule: messenger RNA, 2267 nt
Organism: Brassica napus (rape)
Lineage: Eukaryota; Viridiplantae; Streptophyta; Magnoliopsida; Brassicales; Brassicaceae
Exons: 5
Coding region: 669-1619 (316 amino acids)
Molecular function (GO): protein binding
Source: RefSeq, a predicted model, not a curated record
AUCUAUUUCCUUAACUCAAAAUAUUCGCUCCGUUAGUGAGACGAGACUGUACGAAUAUAGAGUCUCAUGAUACAACCAUGGCAGACGAAUCACGCCUCACUCGUGAUUGCCCUAUCGAACUAUAAACUCUACGAAACACUCUCGUAUUUAAGACUUACGCUAAGGGAUACGAAUCACGCCUCACUCCUAAUGGCUAUAAAUGGAUCCAACAAUAUUCUCUAAUUCUAUUUCUAUACCUAAACAUUCGUUGAAAAAAUACCUAAAGAUUCUACCUAGAAACAAAACCUAAAAACUUAAGCACCUAAACAUUUAAAGUCUUGUCUCCGUCUAGUCUCAUUCAUCAUAGAUUCUCCAAUUUCCAUUGUCUAAAGGUAAGAUUAUCUAAUAAGUUCUUCUAGGAUCAAAUAAAUACAAAACAUAGAUGUUAAUAGUAUUUUAGUUAAAAGGUUAUGGAUUUUGAGAUUUGAGUUGGAUGCUUUUUUGGAAUGCUUACAGGUCUUCGUUAGGUUGAUUUGAUUAUCAAAAGUCUGCUCUUUUGCUAUAAUGUAUUUUUUGUUCUCUAAGAAACGUCUUUGUUUUAAGAAUAUUCUUUUACUUCUCUGUAUAUAUGAACGUUGAACAUUCAGAUCUUUGUUUAUAUUUCAUAGCUUUCACGUCGUUUGAGUAUAAUGGGGUCAAGCUCAGAUGUAGUAUCUUCUACAAUUGCGAAAAAGUGGAGAGAGCAUCCACCUUCUUCGUAUUCCCUCAAGGUUGACAACUUCAUACAACUGGAGAAGUUCGCAUCAACCUCUGAUGAUAAAUAUCAAUCUCGUCUUUUCUCCUCUGGUGGAUAUAACUGGAAGCUGCUCGUAUACCCAAAAGGGAACGAAAAGGACAAUGGAAAAGGCUUCAUUUCGAUGUAUGUGGCAAUAGGCAGCAAAAGCUUGACAUCGGCACCACAACGUGAGGUGUUUGCGGAACUUAUCUUCUUUGUCUACAACAAGAAAGAAAAGAAAUACCUUACUAUUCAAGAUGUAGAAGUAAAUAGGUUCAAUGCCCUUAAAACGGUGUGGGGGUUGCAGCAAGUUCUUUCAUCUGAUUCAUUCAAUAACCCUGAAAGCGGUUACGUAUUUGAAGGAGAUCAGUGUGAGUUUGGUGUUGAUGUCAUUGUUCCUUCACCCCGUAGCAAUUGGGAGAUUCUUUCUUUUAAUGAGAAACUACGGAACCCGAAGUUCUCUUGGUCUGUUAAGAAAUUUUCUCAGUUAAAAGAGGAUAAAUACAUAUCAAACACUUUCUCAGUGGGAGCAAGGAAAUGGGUUCUGUGGCUGUAUCCGAAGGGUGGCUCUGGAGAAGAUGGCAAAUGGCUAUCCCUCUAUCUGCAAUCAGCUGAUAGUGAUAAACCAAAAGCAGAUGAGAAGAUUUUGGCGCAAGCAAAUUUGCGAGUUCUAGACCCACUUGGAUCCAAUCAUAUUGAAGUCAAACUGAACAACUGGCACGUAGAACAAAACCUUGGAUGGGGCAGGACUCGGUUUCUGUCUUUAGCUGAACUUCGGAAGGUUUACUUGGACAAGGAAGACGCGUUGAAAGUUGAGAUUGAAUUUGAAGUUGUUUCUUCCACCAAAUAUUAUCCCAUUAUCUAGCACUAUAAUUAUUCUGCCAUCUAGCACUAUAAUUAUUCUGCUAUCAGACGAUGCUAUGUCUUCCAUUUUUUUUUAAUUAUCACUCGAAUUCUGUAGUUUCCACCGAAUACGGUUCUAUGAAAGAAAACUUCCCUUUGCAGUUUUUAUUAUUCAGGAACACCACAAGUACCGCAACUCUUAACUACUUGCUACGACAUGUAACACUUAACAGAAGAACUAAACAGAUUGUUAAAAUGGUACCCUAGUACAGAAGAUUAUAUGACAAAACAAGUUUUAAAUUCUGAUUAAUUGUGAAGCUUUGAACAUUCGUCACUCAAAUUUUCAUACCAACUUCGAACCAUACCGCGCCGUCUUAGAGGACGACAUAGGAAACUGUAAGACAUACGACUCACAUGCAGUGCCGUCCCAUAACUUGGAGUAGCCUAAAUAAUAUGUGGCCUCUUAUAUAAAUUACCAACAAUAAAUAGUAACUCUCAACCAAUACAAGUGUAUAAAGUCAUCGAGUGGUUAAAUUAAAAACUAUGUUAGACAUCAAGAGAAUCGAACUAUGGUAUGCUAACUCACAUAGACUAUUAAUUAAAAGGAUCGAACUAUGUUAGACUUCAAGAGGAUGAACUAUGGAUCAACUUUACGAUUAGUGACGAAGCU